Molecule: messenger RNA, 742 nt
Organism: Dioscorea cayenensis subsp. rotundata (Guinea yam)
Lineage: Eukaryota; Viridiplantae; Streptophyta; Magnoliopsida; Dioscoreales; Dioscoreaceae
Product: protein FATTY ACID EXPORT 4, chloroplastic-like
Exons: 4
Coding region: 42-530 (162 amino acids)
Cellular component (GO): membrane
Source: RefSeq, a predicted model, not a curated record
CCACCAUCGUCGUCGUCCUCCUCCUCCUCCGUUCGCCGGCGAUGGUGAUCUCCUCUUGCUCAUCCUUCAAUCCUCUCCUCUCUCCUCUCGUUCCUACUUCCAAGUAUCAAUCCAAGCUCCUCCCUCGCUUCUCCGCUUCACGAUCGAUCGAUCGCUCGCUGAAGAAGGCCCCGUCCCUCCAUUGCCACGCACAGUUACUCAGUGACCUCGCUCCCGCCACCGCCUCCGUCUAUGGAGCUCUUCUCUUCGGCGGCGGUGUCUUUGCUUAUGUGAGAUCUGGGAGCAAAGGGUCUGUGAUCGGAGGUUUAUCUGGAGCUGCUCUGAUGGGCACUGCUUAUUAUCUGAUGCAAUCCCCGGAGACAAAGGUUAUAGGUGAUGCCCUUGGUUUUGGUUCUGCCUUCCUUUUUUCUGUUGUAUUUGGGAUUCGGUUGGCUGCUACCCGUAAAUUAAUCCCUUCUGGAUUGCUGUUGGCCCUUUCUCUUGGAUCUUUGGGUGUAUUUUUGUCUUCUUAUCUUCACGAUAAGAUUUGAUUUAGAACCCCACUUUUGUAAUUCUACACUUCUGUUACUAUCUGAGUCUUGUAUGGAUCUGCAGCAGGUUAGCAAUAAUCUGCUUUGCGAGAGUUAUUGUCCAGAUUUUGUAUCACAUAUCACUUACGCUACUGCUACCAUAAUUUUAAGUAUGAUCAGAAGGUAUUGUAAAAUUAAAACAUUAUUGGCUAAUGUAGUGUAGACUUAGCACA